GAGAUGGAAAGGCUUUCAAGUCUGACAUGUGAACUUAAUUUGCUGACAAUACUAUCUAACUAGAAUUCACAUGUCUUUCUCAAAACACUUGUCAUUAAUGUCUUCAUUCAUAACGUAUAGGUGUUACAGCGCUUUUAGUUAAAAACUAAAACACGAGUCUUGAUCCCACGGGCACGGCUUCCGUUAUCAUCGUCAUCUAUGGAGGUCGCAGAAAGUCUCAUCAUCUUCAUUCAAGCACUAAUACUAAUAUGAUUCCUCCUCACGCCCAAUUGCUGACCUCCCCGCCCCCAAUUCUCAUUCUUCCCACAGCUCAUUUUCUCAAACCUCGCAUUUCGCUGUCCGCACCACCCUCCUUUAUCAAGUCAAUUAAAAUCAACAGAUCUGCGUUGAAAUGCUCAGCCGCUAGCUUAGUUUCAGAGCCACCGCAAUUGGAGUUGAGCGACCACAAUCGCAGGCCUUUCCCAGCUGAGGUUACAAGAACCAUUCUGGAAUUAUCGAGCGUGGGCACUCUUUCCACUCUUAGUGUAGACGACGGCUCGCCUUUGGGCUUCGGCGUUCGCUUUGCUCUCGACUUCAAUGGAACUCCCAUCUUGUGUUUGAGAGAUGGCGUUUCUGCUGAUAGGAGCAGGAGGUGCAGUCUUCAUGUUCAGUUGGAGCAAUGCGGAGUGCGGACGCCUCAGUGCACAAUUGUUGGCAACCUCAAUAAACCCGCUGAUGGGAUUGCUUUGAGGAAACUCUGUUCAGCGUGGAAGAAGCGGUUUAAUGAGGAAGUGGAAGAAAGCUACCUCUAUGUCAUUGAUGUUGAACGAGUACUUCAGAUAGAAGAUUAUGGUGAGGAUGGCAUUUGGGUAAGUUCAUCGGAAUAUGCAUUGGCUGAACCAGAUCCACUUCGGAACUCUGCAGAGAAGAUUGUAGAUGAGAUUAAUACUAACAAUAGAGAAGAUGUUCUUCGCUUCUGCAACAUUUAUGUGGACUUAGAUUUCCAGGUAGUAGAUGCGAAGAUGGCGUGGGUUGAUCGACUAGGGUUUGAUGUGCGCGUGACAUCAGUGCAAAAGGAUGUAUAUGAGGUCCGAAUACCUUUUCCAAGAGAAGUGGGAGAUGAGAAAGGUGCAAAAUCUUCUUUCAACGGUAUGUCUCAGCUUGCAUGGGAAGUGGAAAAGAAUUUCCAUGCUUUUGAGUUCAAGAAGGUGAAACACGCAAAGAAAAUUGGAAAUUCAGUUCAAACGUCUGAUGUGUAGAGAAGUGUUGUUUUGGGAUGUAACAUGACCACAAGUAGCUCCCACCCAGUAUUUGAAGAGUUGAUCAUGUUAGCAUUUGCAAUAUCAAUGUUUAAGGGGUUUUUGAUUGCAUAAAUAUAAAGCGUUUUUGUUGUCUCA
Molecule: messenger RNA, 1376 nt
Organism: Salvia miltiorrhiza (redroot sage)
Lineage: Eukaryota; Viridiplantae; Streptophyta; Magnoliopsida; Lamiales; Lamiaceae
Product: glutamyl-tRNA reductase-binding protein, chloroplastic
Exons: 5
Coding region: 249-1238 (329 amino acids)
Cellular component (GO): chloroplast
Source: RefSeq, a predicted model, not a curated record